Messenger RNA from Bombina bombina (fire-bellied toad), 575 nucleotides. RefSeq names its product small integral membrane protein 29-like. Lineage: Eukaryota; Metazoa; Chordata; Amphibia; Anura; Bombinatoridae. The record is from RefSeq and is a predicted model, not a curated record. The coding region runs from base 56 to 361 and encodes 101 amino acids. The transcript has a single exon.
CGUCUGCUACAAGAACACAUUGUUGACCAAUCCUCAUGUCCACAUUAUAGCAGUCAUGAAGAAUUCCACUGAUUUGGGACCCAGUAAUAUCACUGGUGACUCUAUGGGAGGGAUUGUGCUGGUGCCUUUCUUCCUUAUCACUGUGCUUGGUGUAGUAGUUGCUGUGAUCAUGUAUAUAAAGAAGAGAAAAAGAGUUGAUCGACUCAGGCAUCAUCUGCUGCCGCUAUAUAGCUAUGACCCUGCAGAGGAAAUACAUGAAGCUGAGCAAGAACUUCUGGGUCAAGAAACCAAGGUCGUACAUGGCUGGAACAGUGGAUACCACCAAUAUAAGAGGGCAUCAUUAAGAGACGUGACCGCUUGACACCUGUGCGUCUUUUCCACUCCCCCCCGAAAGAAGAUGGAGACCCCGCACAGCUUUGCUCCGUUCAGCACUCUUAUGCCAAGGAAUUGCAGAUGUUGCUUUUAUAGCAAUUUGAUUUUAAAAUGUAAAUCUAUUUAUAUAAAUAUCCCUGGCAAAGCCUCAGCCAACAAAGUAGUAUCUUAAGCAGUAAGGAGAUUAAAAGCACUACCAUGUA